UAAAUCAAUUUUGUCUUCCAAGCGCAGUGUAUCUGUUAAUGGAUUAAUUCCCACAACACCCUUGUGAGGCAGAAAAUAUUAUCCCGACAGAGGAAGUCUUUGGGGAGCAAACUGCAGGAACCCGGGGAAGGGGGACGACUAAUCCACUCUGCAUGAGGUAGAUCCCUCCACAGAGCGGGAGACUCAGUCAAUCCGCGCCUCGGAUCGCACUAAUCCCGUGGGAGUCUCACAAUAGGCCGCGAGGCUGGGCACGGGGAUGACAAUGGCGAGACCCUGCACGCGUUACACCGCGGCCCCGCCUCUUCAUCAGCAAGGCCGAGACGUCUCUCGCCGUUGCCGUCCGCCUUUGUGGUCGCCGCUGCCGCUCAGCCAGGCCGCAAUACUAACUACCGCCAAGUGCGCGCCUCUCCCGCCCGCUCUCAGGCGCCAUUUACCGCAGCUCCUUAGCCACCCCACCUCCCGACCUCCUAUCCCCCCCACAGGGAAUCCCUCAGGCGCCUACUCCCAUCACCCCAGGGACCUCGCAGCCUCCAUCCACACCCGCUCAAAGGCUGCCCCGCCGUACAGUCAGGCUCCCGGGCCACUGCCGCGUUCAACGCCACCACUCAAAAUGGCGGCCGCGCCCGAGCUAGGCCCCGCGAAGAGUCGCCGCCGCACGUCCCCUACCGAGAGGGUUCUCGCGGCCUUCAGCGCCCUCAACACCCCUGCCCGCCCCCCUGCUCGGGGGCGGAGAUGUCUGUCCGCCCCCAGGGCCCGAACUGCUGCAGCCGCCUCCUCCGGGCACACCGGGCGGGCUGGGCUGCGGCGAGCUCGGGCCCUUCUCCCCGUACUCACCGGGAGAUCCUCACACUCUCCUCGAUGUGCGGCGACGGUAGGCUCUAUGGUGAGGGUCGGGAGGGCGAAGAAACCUCCGCCUCCUCUCUUCUCACCGGCGGGCGCCUUGCUUGCUCGGCAAACUACGCAGCGAAGGCAGAAACAAGCAGGUAGGAUGGCGUCGCGGGCACACAAGUAUCGCGAUAGCCACGCUGCGCACAGAACCCUAGCUCUGCUUACGUCCAAGGUACUGGGAACGGCGCAUGCGCACCUAAGUCAAGAUGAAGAAAAGCGCAUGCACGAAGGAAAGGUACUGCUCGACAAUAACUCCCGAGUGCCUAGUCUGGAGCAACUCAGUAAAAGUCAUAGAAUCACAGAAGAUCAGGGUUGGAAGAGGCCUCAGGAGGAUUUGCCCAUAGCUACUGGUCACAACAGCUGAGGAGAAAAGAAAUGCUUGGUAAGAAGAGCUAUUCUCUUGCAAAAUUAUCCACUUUUGAAAAAUGGAUAUUUAAGCAGUAUACAAGCCAUCACAGUAAAAGACCCAUCCUAUUUGUCUUACUCAUGAAAGUAGUCGCAGCCAUGUCAUCGUGCGCAAGAGAGAGGAGCUGAAGGGCUUCAACUCACUGGAUGACCUGCUGCACGUCAAGGGCAUCACCACCCAGAUCCUGGAGCUGAACAGCCAGCGCAUGAUCUGCAGGAGGAGGCCAAGCAGCGAGGAGGUUCCUGGUGGGAGCCCCAGCCAGCAGGGGCACACUGCCCCCGUGCCUCAGAAGCUGGAAGGUGUGAAUGAAGCAGAUGGUUGAAGGAAGAGAGGAUGGUUUUAUGGUUAAGGAAGUUGAAUGCUACUGUGGAGAACUGGAUUCUAGCUAUGUAUCCAUCAAGUUCCUUUGUGAUGCUGGGCAAGUCUCUUAAAUCAAUCUUUUCACAGGUGGCCACUAUUUGCAUGUUUCUCCUAUGUGAUACACCUGGGGCCAGAUUUGCUAAAUUGCUGAGCUGCCGUGACUGCAAUUGAAGACAAUGGGAGUUGUACAUACAACAUGCUACAUAAUGCUAAGUACUCUGAACAAUUUCUUGGCUUCCAAUGGCCUAUGCCAAGGUUCCUUUGUGCUACUAUAAUAGUUCAAAGGUACCUUAAAACCAUCCUAUGAGCAUAGAAAAUAAACUAUCCAAUUAACCUCGCCCUUUUUUUCUCUUUAUGAACCAAUUCUGAUAUCAGUGUGUGUAUUCAUUGUUCAUAUUACUCAACAAAUAGUUUGGAUAAGCAACUUUCAGGCUAUUGGAAGUUCACAAACUGUUCAUGGAAGUAUGAAUCCUUUUUUCAGUAUUGUUGUUUGAGGACUAUAGGGAUAUUUGUAUUCUAGAAACAUGUUUUAAAACAAAGUUAAAUUGAGUGUUUUGUUCAAAGAGAGCUGAAAUGGGAGAUAUAAAUCCAACCUGGGCCAUUGGGGAAGCUGUUCUUUAUGGCUUCCAGGUGGCAGGCCAUCAGUGUCACUUUAGGAAAUAAGACAGGGGGUGAGUGGGGAACAGCAAGAGAUGACAUGGUAAGAAAGAGAGAAAAAAGAGGAGAAGAAAAAAAGGUCCCAUCAACAUGAUUGCAGGAAUUUCCUUUCACUGGUGAAACUAUUGGACAGUCAGAGAAGCUUACUCCUAAGAGCACUUGCGGCAAAUUAAGCUUUGGAAGAACUGUGUGUAGAAAAGUAAGUCUUGCAUAGGUAAGUUAAAGAUGCCCUGGAAAAAGUUAUUGCAAGAGAUUUUUAUCAUAUUUCAAUACAGUUCUGCUCAGCUUCCUGAGUAUUUGUGUUUGUUUGUAUAGCCAAAGAACAUACAAGUACCUUACUCCCUGGGUAUAUUAUAUCAGUUAUCUUGUCCAGUCUGGUCUAAGCUCCUCAUCCUGAGCUUUUAUUCUGAACUGAGUCAAACAUUACCUGAAGUUGGUCCCUUAAUGAGAUCCAUGUUUUGGUAGUUAUCCACCUGCUAUCAGUUAAGCAGUAUACAGGGCACUAGUCUUUCAAUUAAGCAGUAUAAAUUGCCUUUUGAGCCUGCUGCAGUGAUCAAGAGAUUUCACCAGGGGAACAGUAUUUGGGAAAAGUAUUUGGAAGGGAUCUACCUGAGAGGAAGGAAAAGACCUAGUUCUAGCCUGAAAGAACAGGUAAAAUAGCUGUUGUCAUUGAUGUUUCACACAUCCCAUUCUUAAUAUAGUUGGAGAAGGUAAUGUGUGAGUUCCUAGGUUUCCAUCUGAAAUGCUAUUGAGUGGUAUGAGUUUUAUUUGGCUCCCACCACUUCCUUUUAAAAUUAGAGCUUGGUCCCAGGCAUCCUAGUACAAAAAGGAUUAAAUCAUAUUUGCUAUGGUAACAGAGGUAGGUGACCUUAAAUUCCCCUUGUUAGCUGUUAUAAUAAUUGGCAAUUGAGUAACUAACUUUAAGAUCCAGCAGGUAAUUUUUAACAUACUUUUUACUGCUUUAAAUCUUAGUCACAUGCUGAAGACAUCUCAAAUCCAUAACUCAGGAGCCACUGAUAAAUCCUGAAAACACUGACAGUAAUAUAAUAUUUAACAGAAAAAUAAAAAUAUCAACUACACAUUAGUUACUAGCGAUACAUUUCUGUAGUUGUAGUAUUCGUGGUUAUUUAACAGUACAGUCAGUAUUGGUGACUUUUUUUUUUUUAUCACCACCCAUGAUCAAGAUAGCCUGAAGGAAAUAUUCUUAGCUGAAAACAGAAAAACAUGAGAUUUUAAGAAAAAUUUUGUUCUUAGUUAUGCAAGGGUAAAUCCAGAAUAACUCUGCAAAAGCCAGUGCAGUUAUCUUGGAUCUGCACUUGAGUAAUUAACAGUAGACUUUUGUCCUUUGUAUGUUGUUGAAAUCUGGUUCACUGAAUACAUCCAGCAUUUCCUUCCAGUAUUUCUAAUUUGCUGAUUUGAGAUGAUACUUUUCUAUUCAGUAAGAUUAAAAGAGGGUGCUUGGGAAACAGUUGUAUGUAAGAGACACAGAUGGGACUGCUAUAGCUAGAGAUCUCUAAAGACUUCUACCACCACAGUAUUAUGGUAGUCUAGAACAUAGAUGUAAUGUACCCUUUGGAAGAUGAAUCCCAGGAAGGUCUUAUGAAGCACUUGGGAAACUAUUGAGAAAAUUGGAUCAAAGGAUAAAAUACCUGCAAAAUGAAUUGAAGUUGGGGACUGAAUAGGGAAGGGAAAUAAGGCAACAUAAGCAAUAUCUGAGACUGACCAAAAUAUAUGGGAAAUCAAACUAUAUGAGAGCAAGUGAAAAAUACAGAAGAAAAAACUUCAUCCAUGUCUCUUCUAUUUCUCUUUUGCCGAGUAAGCAUUAAAAUAGAAUUGAUUUACCAGUCUCCGAUCUCCCCUUUUUCAUGUAGGUAGUGAGCUGUACAAAUUAACUACAUUUGUUGGUAGGCACAAGUCUUCCGGAAGUUACUGUUCCAACUCUUUCUCUUAGACAAAAGCACCAAAAACAAUGUCUCACAAAUCAUUGUUUGGACAGUAAUAUUUUAAUAUGUAGUGGGUAGAACUCUUUUGACUGUGGGGAGAAUAGGUCAAUGCACAUAGAAAAAAAUAAGUGAGACAUUCUGAUGAAAUGUCAACAAGACGUUUAUUUAAAAAUUGAAAUCACAGCAGACAUUUUAAUAAUGGAAUAAUGUGGACUACCCAUCACCACCCAUGAUCAAGACCAUUUGGGAUUCAGAAUAUUAAGAGCAGAGCAACUGUGCAUAACAGCCGGUGUUCAACAUCUGUCAUGCUGGAGUCCAUUAAUGUUCAAUUGCAUUCUAUUGUUUUCAGAUUAUUCAACCUCAUUUCAUUGUCAUUGUUUCUGCUAGGGAUUAAUCAACUGUUUACAACUACAUGGGGUUUUGGAGUCAUAAUGGAACCAAUUAGUAUAGAGUUUUCGACAAAUAUACAGUAUUCAAUCCCUAAUGAAAAAUUACUAAUUUACAAGUACUUGGUAACAAUUUAAUCAAGCUUGAAAUCAAAUACACAGAAUAAAUCAUAGUGUGACACAUUUUUGAGGUUCUGCAUAUUUCAUAAAGACAGAAUAAAAUAAAUAAAAGUUCCUUGUAAAUUUGUGAAUCUCUGUUUUAAAGAGAGCAAUAAAAACAUGCUGAAAUUAUAUUAAAUACCAAAAUUAAAUAUGGUCUUUAUAAUCAACAGCAGAAAUUAUCUUUUGGUGAUGGUGAACAGAUUAUCUUUGUUUCUUUUAAUUUUAAUUGUUCUGAGCUCCUUUUACCUAUUUGGAGAUAUUCCUAAGUAGCAACAUUUCCUUUCUAUAUAAAUUUUAGGCACUUGUAUAUACUGUGUGUUUGCAUGCAUUAUAUACAUAACCAGAGGGUUCAUGUGUGUGUAUCACUCUCUCCUCAUAUAUUUUGAAUUAAUUUUCCAUUAAAUAAGUCCAUAUUUACAUCUUAAUUACUAUAGAAAUAUUUUUCAAAAUUUCAAUAUCUUAAAAAUUAAAUAUAUUGCACCUCUCCAGUACCCACUGAAAUACUGUGCUCCCUACAGAAAUGUUCCACAUAGUGUAUACAAUAGUAUUUAAAUUCUGCAUCAUAAAGCUUUUCUAAUAGAUAAACAGUCAUCUGGAGUCAACAUUGUACAGUCCCAGACUGUAUUAUACAUUUCCACAAAGCAUGAAACGGUAUCCUUUUAACGGUUACCUCUGCCACCCCUAGUAGUUUCUAAUAAAUACUUUUAGUUAUGUGUUGAGAGAGAUUUUUUGCUGAGUUGCAAAAGAUUAUUCACUGAAAAGACUUUUGCCUCACUGUUGUGAUUCUUGUGAGGCCAGCCAGACAUUAGUCCAGAUGGCACGCUGUUAGUGCUGGACAGACAUGGCUUUGGACAUGGCUCUGGGUUUUUUAAUUUUGCGUCUUCCCCCCCACCCCGUUGUUCCCAGGGUGGGAAGGUAUUGGGAUGGAAGCAGAGAGCUGCCCGCCCACCUGCUGCCACCUGCUCAGCUCUUGCUGCUGCUUUUAUAAAGCCUCUUCUUGCCCGUAAGAUAUGAUCACUGCAUACCCACAGUAAUUGAGGAAGGAGCAAUCUUUCUUUCACUCUCAGAAAGUCUUUUUUAGAUUGCCACAGUUCUCAAUUACAAAAUACAUUAUCCUGAGAAGACCUGGGGCUUUUUCUGCCAGUUGACACAAACUGACCACCGGAAUAAAUGUGUUUAAUCCAUUAAAAUCUUGUUGGAUUAAACAGACUUUUUUUUUUCUUCAGAAACUGAAUUUUUGAGAAUGGAGAUGGUGUUUAUUUCUCUCAUUUGCCAAGCUUAAAGAAAUGUAAAGAAUGACAGAAACAGACUAGUUGCUAACUACAGUUCUGUUUGUUUUUUCUUUAUUAAACUAUAAGCAACAAUUGUAAAACUCCUGGAAAAUGGUUAUUUUUUUGGAGAUGCUGUAAAAAAAAAAAAAAAAAAAAAAAAAAAAAAACAAACCCAAAAACCUUUCACACUGACUUCU
Molecule: messenger RNA, 6270 nt
Organism: Chelonia mydas (Green sea turtle)
Lineage: Eukaryota; Metazoa; Chordata; Testudines; Cheloniidae
Product: WAS/WASL-interacting protein family member 2-like
Exons: 4
Coding region: 257-1252 (331 amino acids)
Source: RefSeq, a predicted model, not a curated record